Messenger RNA from Balearica regulorum gibbericeps (East African grey crowned-crane), 603 nucleotides. Lineage: Eukaryota; Metazoa; Chordata; Aves; Gruiformes; Gruidae. The record is from RefSeq and is a predicted model, not a curated record.
CCCAAGACGCGGCCACCCUUCCUCAGUGACAAGGCCAUGGAGUCCUCCGUCAAGUUCAUCAACAAGAAGUUUCCUCACUUGGACGUGCGGAGCAGCACGCAACACUUGGGACCAGUGCACAAGGACAAGGGGGACAUCACCCGGGCGUUGGGACCCUUCUACCAGUCCUUCCUGGAUGUCCUGGAGUUCAGGGACCACGUCUACGAGUUGCUGAACACCAUCGACGCUAGCCAGUGCUUCUUUGACAUCCACAUCAACUACGACUUCACCAAGAGCUACCUGGACCUGGUUGUCACCUACGUGUCCCUCGUCCUGCUGCUGGCCCGCACUGAGGACCGCCGGUUGCUCAUCGGCAUGUACCACUGCGCCCACGAGAUGAGCCACGGCACCAGGUGGGUCGGAAGUUCCCACCGAGGCUGUCCCCACAGACUGUCCCCGCUGGGGCUGGCCCUGAGGACCAUCCCUGACCCCCAUGCCAGCAGUGCCCCCAGCUUCACCCGCCUGGGACAGAUGGUGCUGGAGUAUGACCACCCCCUCAAGAAGCUGACGGAGGAAUUUGGGCCGCACACCAAGGUGGGACGGGAGCUCCUGAGGGUCCUGUGA